Messenger RNA from Bufo gargarizans (Asiatic toad), 2933 nucleotides. RefSeq names its product cell cycle associated protein 1 (gene CAPRIN1). The coding region runs from base 156 to 2204 and encodes 682 amino acids. Gene Ontology annotation, molecular function: RNA binding. Gene Ontology annotation, cellular component: cytoplasm. The transcript has 19 exons. NCBI's taxonomy places the organism in Eukaryota, Metazoa, Chordata, Amphibia, Anura, Bufonidae. The record is from RefSeq and is a predicted model, not a curated record.
GCAUCAGGCCCCCAGCUGUGUAAAUUCCUCCGCUUCCUGUCUUUCGGCCUCAUUAGCUCGGUGAGGCGGCAGUGGCGGCGGCGACUCCUCUCUCAACCUCACACCGCGACCAGCGCUCAGGCCCCGUGACCGACACACCGCGGAGACCCUGAAAGAUGCCCUCAGCCACAAGCAGCAAGGCUGUGCCGGGCUCCGGCGAGGCAGCGGCGACUGGUACUGGAAGCAUACAGAGUGAGGCCAUGAAACAGAUCCUGGUGGUCCUUGACAAGAAAAUCCGUAACCUUGAAAAGAAGAAGGGCAAGUUGGAUGACUACCAGGACCGAAUGAGCAAAGGAGAGCGGCUGAAUCAGGACCAACUGGAUGCGGUGGCGAAAUAUCAAGAGGUUGUAACAAACAUGGAAUUUGCUCGUGAACUUCAAAGAAGUUUCAUGUCUUUGGGACAAGAUAUCCAGAAAACGAUCAGAAAGACGGCUCGUCGUGAACAGCUCAUGCGUGAAGAAGCGGAACAGAAACGUUUAAGAACGGUGCUAGAGCUCAAGUACAUAUUGGAUAAGCUCGGAGACGAGGAGGUCCGCAAUGACCUGAAGCAAGGUUUAAAUGGCGUUCCUGUGUUGUCUGAAGAAGAACUUACUGUCUUGGAUGAGUUCUACAAACUGGUGGAACCGGAUCGGGACCCAGCCAUGAGGUUGAGUGAGCAGUACGAACCGGCUUCCAUUCACCUGUGGGAUGCCCUCGAAGGGAAAGACAAGACUGUUUGUGGAACCACAUAUAAAGCCCUGCAUGAACUGCUGGAUCGUAUCCUUCAGAGCGGAUAUUUUGAUACCCCCCAUAAUCACCAGAAUGGGCUCUGUGAGGAGGAGGAAGCCCUUGCAGUGCCGCCUGCAGAAGAACAGGCACCCGAGCUCGAACCUGUAGAAGCUGUGGAGGAAUAUGCUGAGCCCACUGAAGUAGAGUCCACUGAGUUUGUGAACAGACAGUUCAUGGCAGAAACCCAGUUCACCAGUGAGAAGGAACAAGUGGAUGACUGGACAGUAGAAACUGUUGAAGUUGUGAACUCGCUCCAGCAACAGCAGGCGGCAUCCCCUCCAAAUCCUGAGCCCCUUCAGUUAAGUGCUAUUCCUCAAAUUCAGCCUGACCCCGUGGUCCGAAGGCAGAAGGUUCAGGAUCUGAUGGCUCAAAUGCAAGGUCCAUACAAUUUCAUGCAGGACUCUAUGUUGGACUUUGACAACCAACCGAUUGACCCAGCCAUUGUGUCUGCACAACCCAUGAAUCCAGCUCAAAGCCUGGAGCUGCCACAGAUGGUUUGUCAGCCAGUUCACUCUGAGCCCAGGCUAUCUCAGCCCAGCCAAGGUCCUGAUAGCACACAGGUUCCAAUGGUAUCUUCCACUAGUGAAGGCUAUGCUGGCUCUGCACAGAUGUACCAAACGUCUCAUCCCUCAGAACAGAGGUCCCAAAAAGACGCCAUGGAGCAAAUUCAGGCAUCUCUAAACUUAAGUACAGAUCCAACACAGACUUCCUCGUCGCUUCCUGCUGCUUCCCAACCUCAGGUGUUUCAGACUGGGUCCAACAAGCCGCUGCAUAGCAGUGGCAUCAAUGUGAAUGCUGCGCCAUUCCAGUCCAUGCAGACCGUAUUUAAUAUGAAUGCACCUGUCCCUCCUGUGAACGAGGCAGAAACGCUUAAGCAGAACCAGUACCAAGCCAGCUACAAUCCGUCUUUCCCUGGGCAGCCUCUUCAAGUGGAACAAUCUGAACUUCAGCAAGAGCAGCUACAAACAGUGGUAAACCCUUACCAUGCAGCACCGGACCAGUCACACCAAGCUUCUGCCGGGCACCAGCAGACACAACAGCAGAAUGCCGGAUUUCCUCGCAACGGCCAACCUUUCUACAACAACCGAGGGAUGCCCCGUGGUGGACAGCGUGGUGGCAGGGGCUUAAUGAACGGCUACAGAGGACCAUCCAAUGGCUUCAGAGGAGGUUAUGAUGGCUACCGCCCUGCCUUCUCAAACACUCCAAACAGCGGUUAUUCACAGCCACAGUUCAGCGCUCCCCGGGAUUAUACCAACAACUACCAACGGGAUGGCUACCAACAAAACUUUAAGCGUGGCGCUGGACAAGGAGGUCCUCGGGGUGCCCCUCGAGGUCGCGGAGGGCCCCCAAGACCUAGCGGAGGGAUGCCACAAAUGACCAGUCCACCAGUCAAUUAACCCAUUGGAAAGAAGCCUUGCACACCAGCUGGUGUCUGUAAUAAGAAGUUAGCUUUUUUUUAUUCCCCCUUCCAUUCCCUAAAUCCUUGCCAGGAAAUCUCAGUGAUAAGGGGACUGUCUUAUUGUUGGAUUGAUACGAGACUACGUUUUGUCAGAUUUCUAUUAACUAGAUAUGCAAACACCUUUUUGAAUCCAUAUGCUGCAUGAUCUUCCGGUACUUCGGUGAAGGGUCCAGCGGCUGCUUCUGGCUCUGAAGGACAUGUUCCCUGCUGAUCUACAUCUUGGUAACACAACCACUCUGGGUCAUGAGAUGGGGGAGUCCAGUGUCCUCCUCCUGAUGCCCUCAGAUCUGUCCAUUGCCGCAAGGUCUCAUGUUUAGCUCCUGACUUGUAUCAUCCAGUCUGUUCGGGCAGGUUAGAGACCUUGUGUUCCAUCUGUCAGUUCAACACAUGAAAAGGUUUAGGUUCGAAUUUUUCAUUUUCCAGUUUGCAAUUUUGGGCAGUACAAGAACGCCGGGGGCUUGUGAUCUCGCUUCUGUUUUCUGUUGUCAUUGUUAAGGCCAAGAAGCUUUUGCUGUAACCUCAGAUGGGCAUCGGCUCCUCAUCCGAGAUGCCACUCGAACCUGCCAUCUGUGGUUCGUUCCUUCUCUGUGCAGGAGACUGGCUAGCCCGGCAAAUGAUGGAACGGUUGUUUUAAAAGGCAAAUAAAGACACCUUUUAUAAAAAAAAU